AUGUCACAGGCUUCCAGUUCAAUAACCAACAGAUUUGUGUCUAAAAUCGCUUCAAAGGAAUUCAGAAACUAUUUAAUGAGUACCCAUUUCUGGGGACCUGUCGCUAACUGGGGCUUACCCUUAGCUGCUAUCGCAGAUUCACAAAAGGAUCCUAGUCUAAUUUCAGGAAAUAUGACGUUAGCUUUAUGUAUUUACUCUGGUCUAUUCAUGCGUUUUGCUUUGGCUGUUAAGCCUGUCAAUUAUUUACUGUUCGCAUGCCAUGCUACAAAUGAAGUAGCCCAAUUAAACCAAGGUUACAGAUUUCUAAAGUACAACAAGUAA
Molecule: messenger RNA, 321 nt
Organism: Mycotypha africana
Lineage: Eukaryota; Fungi; Mucoromycota; Mucoromycetes; Mucorales; Mycotyphaceae
Product: mitochondrial pyruvate carrier
Exons: 4
Coding region: 1-321 (106 amino acids)
Biological process (GO): pyruvate import into mitochondria
Cellular component (GO): mitochondrial inner membrane
Source: RefSeq, a predicted model, not a curated record